GACCUCCAAGAUCGAGUCCAACCCAGCCCCAACCCCUCAACCAAACCACAGCACCCAGUGCCACAUCCAGGCUUUUUUAAACACAUCCAGGGGUGGUGACUUCACCACCUCCCCAGACAGAAAAUUCCACUAUUUUAUCACCCUUCCUGUAAAAAUCUUUUUCCUAAUUUCCUAAACCCAGCCUGUAUUUCCCUUGGCGCAGCUUGAGGCUGUGUCAUCUCUUGCCUGGAUAAAGAGCCCAACGCCCAGCUGACCCCAGACUCCCUCCAGGGAGUUUAGAGAGCGCCAAGGUCACUCCCGAGUCUCCUUUUCUCCAGGAUAAACAACCCCAGCUCUCUCAGCAUUCCCUGCCCGUCCCUGGCUCCCCAUCCCGGCAGGGCGGCGCGUCCCUCCCGGUGGCACCGUCCCGAAAGCGAAAGCGAAACCGCUCGGGAACCGCGACAGCAGCGGCAGGGAAGGGCCACGGAUCUCCCGCAGGAGAUCCCGGAGCUGUCCCCGGGCCGGUGCCAUGGCACGGCCGCUGCUGCCGCUGCUCUGCGCUACGGCCGCUCUGCUGCUGCUCCGCGCCGCCGCCGACACCGCGCGAUGCAGCCGCCCCAAAGCCGUGGCCAACGCUCGCAUCGAGGCUGGGAAUCGCACGGAGCUCAAUUCCCGCCUGCGCUACUCCUGCAAUCCCGGAUAUAAACGGAAAGCCGGGACCUCCAGCCUCAUCCAGUGCAUCCUCUGGAACGGCUCCGAGCCCCGCUGGACCGACCCCACGCUCCAGUGCAUCCGAGAUCCGGCUCAUUCCUGGGAAACCCCCAGCAUGGAGAGCACGACCCAGAGGGCAGGAAGAACCGAUGCCAGCCCGAAUUCCAGCCCGAAUUCCAGCCCGAAUUCCAGCCCCUCUCCAGCUUCCAGUCAGUCCCCUGUGCUGCCAGAUGGAUCCAGGCCGCCGGAGACGAUUCCAACACCGGACACAUCCACGCUGGGAGAGGGGAGAACCCCGCUGCCCAUCCCGCCCACGGAUCACGCUGCAGUUUCCAUCCUCUCUGUGGGCUCUUCCGUCGGUAAGUUGGGAAAAAAAUCGCUUAUUUGGGAAACGGGGGCUUAUUUAUUCUUUUUUAAAGCUUCAAAUCCCUUUUGGGAGCUGUGGGAGCUUUAUUCCAUGACCAACGGGAAUGGGAGGGGGAGGGAAAGGAUUCAGCACCCAAAUUCCUUCCUGGAAAGAAGAAUUCCCAAUUUUCUCCCUCUGGGGGUGGGGAGGGCACCUUGUGAUGGUGUUUGGCUCCUUCUGGAGUUAUUUUGGUGGAAUUCCUCGGCCGUGGCUUGGGAGAUGUUCCUCACUCCGUGUCUCCAUCCUGCAGGAUUCCUGGUGCUGCUGGCCUCUGGAAUUGUGGCCGCCUGCUGCUGGAGGAGGAAGUGCACCGGGCAGGGCUACGCGGUGACGGAGACGGAUAUUCCCAUGGAAGCUCAUCCCGCCGGGAAUGAGGAGGUGGAGCCUCCCGUCGUCGUCCCCACAGGCUGAGCACCCGGCCCGGGGACACUCGGAGCAUUCCCAUCCCGAGGGAUGCCGGAGGAUGGAAUUCCGGCCGCUUCCCUGAGAGCAGCCAGGGACGCGCGGCUGAACGCGGAUGGUUCCCAUGGAUGAUCCCAAAGGUGGGAGCUGGAGCUGGGAUUUGUGGGAAUUGGCCCUGGGGAUGCUGGUGGUGGGCAGGGAGAGGGUUGGGAUGUUGGGAUGGGGUUUGGGAUGAAGCUGAGCUGCCCUGCCCCAGGAAAUUCCCAUCCCCUGUCCAUGGAUAGACUUGGAUUAGCUGGAUCCCAUCCCUUUCCCAGCUCUGUCCCAAAUCCCAGGAAUUGGAUGGAAAGACCCAGCUGAGCAUUUCCACACAUCCUCAUCCCUUUCCUGUUCUCUUCCAGCCACUGAGCCAAAGGUGUUGGGAACAUCCCACCCUCACACACAGCUCAGGGAUCCUUGGGAAGCACUUCCAGCGCCGAUCCCGGCUCCGGAU
This is a messenger RNA of Poecile atricapillus (Black-capped chickadee), 1991 nucleotides long. RefSeq names its product interleukin-15 receptor subunit alpha-like. Bases 509 to 1507 code for a protein of 332 amino acids. Lineage: Eukaryota; Metazoa; Chordata; Aves; Passeriformes; Paridae. Gene Ontology annotation, biological process: interleukin-15-mediated signaling pathway. The transcript is spliced from 6 exons. Gene Ontology annotation, cellular component: plasma membrane. The record is from RefSeq and is a predicted model, not a curated record. Gene Ontology annotation, molecular function: interleukin-15 receptor activity.